This is a messenger RNA of Schizosaccharomyces cryophilus OY26, 1757 nucleotides long. RefSeq lists its product as uncharacterized. The transcript has a single exon. Lineage: Eukaryota; Fungi; Ascomycota; Schizosaccharomycetes; Schizosaccharomycetales; Schizosaccharomycetaceae. The record is from RefSeq and is a predicted model, not a curated record. Bases 109 to 1362 code for a protein of 417 amino acids.
CUACCAUUCUUUUUAAGGGACGGGAGGAACUGGUGUAAAUUCGUUCAGAUUGAGGAAAUACUCAAUUAAAAUAAACGGAAGAAAAAGUUCGAUACCUGUUCUGCUUUAAUGAACCGUUACUCUCUGUUGUUUUGCUUGGCGAUUAUAUAUGUCGUCCACUGCUAUAAUGCUCCGUAUAUAAAGGAGGAACCAGUUUGGAAUGUAACUUCCCUCAGAUUAGUUCCUACUGCAUCGAGUUAUGAAGGAAAAAUACUCAGUCGUUAUGCAAGAGCUGCUUUUCAAACCGGUGGGGGGAAGAGUAGCUAUAGUAGUGACCAUACGAGCAGCAACAGUCCUAUGAGUAGUGACUACUCUUCUUCGGCUGUGCAAACUUCAGAUGGUAGCUCUUAUAGUGGGUCUUCGCCUUCUUCCUCACCGAGUUCAUCGACGGCACCCGAUUCGUCCACCACCGUUGAGUCUUCCUCGUCUGAAAUUUCGGCCGGUACUAGUGCAACUUCGAGCGCAUCUUCUUCUGCUCCUUCAUCUUCACAAGCCAUCUUUUCUUCUUCUACUUCUUCUACUUCUUCAAGUCCUAGCAGUUCAAUAUCUGAUGCUUCUGCCGCCAGCAGUGAAUUAUCUAGUUUUCCUGCAUCCACUACUAGCCAUAGUACUAGUGAAAGCAGUUCUGAUACUUCCUCGAGAUUUUCUUUAGCAUCAUCGUCCUCUUCAGAAUUCAGUUCGAAUCCUUCAUCUACCUCAUCACCUGAUUCUUCAUCUUCUAUCCUUCCGAGCUCUAGCUCAUCAACAGACUCCAUGGUUAGUUCUUCCUGGUCAUCGUCGCCUUCUUCCUCCUUUUCGCCAUCAUCAUCUUUCUCUUCUUCCUUUUCGUCGCCGUCAUCAUCAUCAUUGUUUUCUUCUUCCUAUUAUCCUUUGAGCUCGACUUCUUCUUCAACAAGUGGAUCUAGCUCGUCGUCCUCAUUGUCAAGUGUUCCUAAAACGACUAGCUCAUCCAGUUCGAGUUUAUCUUCAAGCUCUGCUUCAUCUUCGAGUAGUGUUCACUUAAAGUCUUCAUCUGUAUCUUCGCGUUCUCGCUCUCGUCCUCGUUCGCGUCUAUUAUCCUCUCCGGUUCAUUUAGCAAGCUCUUCCUACGUUACUAGUGCAAGCAGGACUUACCGACCAUCUACUAUCUACAAAGUAACUGUCGCAACAAUAAGCGGUCAUUCAAGUACUUAUACGUCAAAGUCGACAGAUUCUAGUGUUUUAUUAGUUGUUGUGGAUAGCUCUUCCAAUUCUUUAACUUCCUUAUCAAACAAAUUUUAUGGAAUUCCUGCUUUAGCUUCCGCCUUUGGUUUUGCAAGCCUUGCAAUUUUUAUUUUGAUGUGAAGUAUGACAUGAAAGAAUUUGUAUAAUUCUGGAUCCUUCUUUACUUUUUUAAUUUAUUUUUUUUUCGUCAUUAAAGAGCCAUAUCUUUUCAUUCAUGCUCUUUCUAUGUGUUCUACCGAUAAUACUUGUAUGAAAUCGUUUACGUUUUCUGUUCAAGCUCUUAUUCUCUCUCUCUCUUUGUAAUGGAAUUCUUUUGUUAUGAUGACAUUUUAAAAAUUAAAUAUGGAAAAUGUCAGUCUACGACUUGACAGUUUGAAUUUUUUGGCGCUGAAAAUGUCUGCUUAGGAAUUCAAUCUCUCUUUUAUUCUUUUUGUUUUUUUGAGAUAAUAUAAUUCAAAUAAUUUUUAUAGAAUUUGAUUAAUAAAUAUGGAUUUGAAGCAUCAUGUGGUAUCGCC